GCGACCUUCUCCUGACAACCAAACAACCCCCCAUCAUCUGUCCAUCCACUCACUUACUUGUGCUCAUCGCUAACAGCGUUCCACGGUAGACAGCUUGAUAAACAAUGGUUGACACGAAAGAAUUGAUCCGAAAGGAGGUCAAGACGAUCACCUCGUCCUCUUCUCAUGGUCGCAGCGGGUUCAUGAGGGGUGAUGGCUACUUGCAGCUUUACCUCUCCCAGCUUCAACAUAAUCCUCUGCGGACCAAGAUGCUCACCUCGGGUACCCUUUCCGCCCUCCAGGAAAUCCUCGCGUCUGUUUACGCCGGUGAUCGCGACAAGAAGGGAUCCUAUCUCACCCCUCGCGUGCCGAAGAUGGCCAUCUAUGGUGCUCUGAUUUCCGCUCCGCUCGGUCACAUUCUCGUGACCUUGCUCCAGAAGGCGUUCGCCGGUCGCACCUCGGGCAAGAGCAAGUUGGCGCAAAUACUGGUCAGCAACUUUGUCGUGUCCCCCGUCCAGAACUCGGUCUAUCUCGCCUGCAUGGCCGUCAUUGCCGGCGCUCGCACACCGCACCAGAUCCGCGCUACGGUCAAGGCCGGCUUCAUGCCGAUUAUGAAGGUGUCUUGGUGCACGAGCCCCUUGGCGUUACUGUUCGCGCAAAAGUUCCUGCCUCCCCAUGCAUGGGUGCCGUUCUUUAACCUUGUCGCCUUCGUCAUCGGGACUUAUAUCAAUGCCAUGACCAAGAAGAAGAGACUUGCUGCGCUUAAGAGGAAGAAGUUGCACGAUAGGAAGGACGUUGUCGAAACGAAGGAGUACUACGUGCGACGAGAGAGAGACUAGGGAGGGGGAGAAAUAACGAUGAAAAGGGGAAUCUUUUUUUUUUUUUUUAAUGAAAGGGAUUUCCUUCUUUUCUUUUCCUUUUCCUUCUUUCAUCUUUUCAGCCUCGGUUUGUUGGAAAAUGGGAGUGCGCAGAGUAGAAAAUUUCUUAUGAAAGGAAAGAAGAAAAAAAUACCACUCUAAGACUUACAUUAAUCUCUA
Tuber melanosporum (Perigord truffle) is the source of this 1016-nucleotide messenger RNA. RefSeq lists its product as uncharacterized. The record is from RefSeq and is a predicted model, not a curated record. Gene Ontology annotation, cellular component: cytoplasm; membrane. The transcript is spliced from 4 exons. NCBI's taxonomy places the organism in Eukaryota, Fungi, Ascomycota, Pezizomycetes, Pezizales, Tuberaceae. The coding region runs from base 105 to 818 and encodes 237 amino acids.